Ostertagia ostertagi is the source of this 624-nucleotide messenger RNA. NCBI's taxonomy places the organism in Eukaryota, Metazoa, Nematoda, Chromadorea, Rhabditida, Trichostrongylidae. The record is from the annotation of a GenBank genome assembly.
AUGACUCCACACAAAGAUGAGGUUAAGACUGAGUCGUUACCACUGGACAUAAUGAAACAAAGAGCUGGACCGCAUUGCAUAAGUACGACUCACAAUAAUUUGCCAGUUAGUCGGGUGACGGUCCAUCCUCUCGUCUUGCUCAGCGUUGUCGAUCAUUUCAAUCGCGUCAGCAAAACACAAAGUGUUAAGCGAGUUGUAGGCGUCCUUUUGGGUUCUAUGAAAAAGGACAGAAGCUUGGAUAUCGGAAACAGUUUUGCAGUGCAGUUCGGAUAUGAUCGCCUGAAGGCCAGCUGCUAUACGAAGUUAUUACGCCGCAUCCAAACGUACCAUUCGAUGAAGAUGAAAAAGACAAAAGCACGUGGUUCCUCGACAUGGACUACCUUGAGAGUAUGUACAGCAAUGUCCACCCACAAAGUUGCAGCCAAAGAGACAACGUCGGAUGGUAUCGAACUGGACAAGGAGGUGUUGAACCUUUUGCCGGAUGUCACUCAUCCUGACUAUGUGACGGCUCAGAACGUGCAGACAAACGAUCAGUUGAUGUGUGUUUAUAUGGGAUCAUUAGUGCGAUCCGUGAUUGCGUUGCAUAACCUGAUUGAUAAUAAGGUUGGUAGUGGUAGUGUGAAG